Penicillium antarcticum is the source of this 1377-nucleotide messenger RNA. Its product is annotated as Dor1-like family protein. Gene Ontology annotation, cellular component: COG complex. Lineage: Eukaryota; Fungi; Ascomycota; Eurotiomycetes; Eurotiales; Aspergillaceae. Gene Ontology annotation, biological process: cytoplasm to vacuole targeting by the Cvt pathway; intra-Golgi vesicle-mediated transport. Bases 1 to 1377 code for a protein of 458 amino acids. The transcript has a single exon. The record is from RefSeq and is a predicted model, not a curated record.
AUGGCCGAUUUGCUGGAGCUGCUGGCUCCUCACUUGAGUCCGACUUUAUCGGCUGACGGCACUACUGACCAAUACCUCAAUCGACUCUCGACUCUAUCGCUCGAAGCCCUCCAAUAUACCGAACCCCCAUCGCUUGCGCAAUCCUCCCAUUCGACCCUUCUGUCCCUCCAAGCUUUAUCCAACCGUUCGCACCGGGCCUUUGUCACUUCCGCCGACAAUCUAUCCAGCCUCUCCACAUCCGUUCCACAAUUGACCCGCGAGGCGCAACAGCUCCGCGAUGCCAUCCCUAAACUCGACGAGCAGGCCGUUGGGUUCUCCACCAAGUACAGCAAGAUCACAGACAAUGCAGCUCUGGAACGACGGAAAAAGGCCAUGCAGCUGUCUCGUAACGUUGAUCGACUCUCCGACAUCUUAGAGCUACCAAGUUUGCUGUCUACAGCUGUGUCCGCCGCUUCAGUCAACUCCGGUACCGGUGCCUCCUCCACAACUUACUCCUCGGCGCUCGACCUACAUGCACAUAUCAAGCGACUACAAACACUAUACCCCGAAUCACCAUUGAUUCAAGAUGUAGCAUCUCAAGCAGAGGAUGCCAUGAAGGACAUGACAAGUAAUCUGAUCACGGGGCUUCGCGCUCAGAACCUACGGCUAGCAGCUGGCAUGCGAACUGUGGGCUGGCUGCGGCGAGUAGCCCCGGAUUUGGAGAUGCUUCAAAGUGACGGAGCUGCGGGAACAGGAGAAGGUGCUCUGGGGGCCAUUUUUUUGGUCUGCAGAUUGGCGCAUUUGGUGUCGACUCUCGAAGCUCUAGACCCCCUUCGCGAACUCGCCGAUCAAGAAACUCAACGCCGGGCCGCAAAGGACAAAUCAGACACGACUACGUGGUCUGGUGGCCAACAAACGGAUCGCUAUUUGAAACGAUACAUUGAGAUCUUCCGAGAGCAGAGCUUCGCCAUUGUCUCAUUAUACAAGAAUAUAUUCGGCUCUGAGCAAUCCGAUUCCGAGCUUGCCAGCUCAGGAUUAAGGGGUGCUGACGCUAAAGCCAAGUCGAAGCCCGCCCAUUCGGAUGAUCCUUUGCAGCGCCUACCUCCCGCUCUUGCAACAUUCCCAAUGCAUCUUGUGCAGUUGCUCACAGAUACGAUGCGCACAUAUCUUCCCAAUGUCCGAGACCGAAGCUCGAGAGAAAGUCUUCUCACCCAGCUCUUGUACUGUGCUGCAAGUCUCGGUCGUCUUGGAGGUGACUUUGGUAUGAUUCUAACAGAGCUUAGCGGGGAUGACGAUACAGAAGAGGACGUGGCCUACGAAUGGGAGGAAGUCAUGCGCAAACAUCGGACCUUGGCAGGUCGUCUGGAGCAAUUGACUAGUCGAGUCCCAGUACAUUAA